GGACUGUUCUCUGGGAUUGUCUGUUGUAGAAGGGUGUGUUUGAGAAGUUUACUGACACAUUAACAUAACCCUAUACACAGACAACCCAGACAGUGAGGGCAUACGACCACCUCUCUCCAUCGUUUCAUUGUUGCAAUGCGGUUAGGUAGUGUUGCCUAACCUCACCACUUCUCUUCAAUUUUCCCAUCGAUGACUUACUGAAAACAGUCCUGAAGAAAGUAGGUUUUGAUGGUGGUAUGGAUCUGUUACAUGCAGAAAACCUUUUUGCUCUUCAGUAUGCAGAUGACAAUGUCUCACUAUGGUUUGACACACCAGCUAAGCAAACCGAACUUAAGCAAUUGACUAUGAAUGUCCGUAGACAUGACAUGUGCUUCUCAGUUUUCGAAUGCAAAAUACUUUUACAAGACCAACAAGAGCCUAUGCCUACACUCACUGUUGAUAGUGAGCAGUUAGAAUUAGUAGGAAAUUCCAUGCAUUCGAGUUGUUGUGUAAGUGUUGGUGGUGGCGUGGGUGGUGAGAUGGAUCCAAAUAUAGUGAGAGACAGAACGAGUUAUGCCAAUCUGAACCAUCUUUGACGUCUUCGCGAUGUCAGUUUGGCUGUAAAAGGUUGAGCUUACUACUAGUUGAUGAAAGAAAUUUCACUCUGCUUGUGAGUCCUGACCUCUCUAAGUUGAGGAUGAUAGGUGACUCUCUAUGUUUGAUCAUCAUUGUCCCCGAAGAAUUACUGACAUCAAGUGGCAACACUCUGUUAGUGAUGCAGAGGUUCGGCA
Schistosoma rodhaini is the source of this 770-nucleotide messenger RNA. NCBI's taxonomy places the organism in Eukaryota, Metazoa, Platyhelminthes, Trematoda, Strigeidida, Schistosomatidae. The record is from the annotation of a GenBank genome assembly.